Pochonia chlamydosporia 170 is the source of this 1512-nucleotide messenger RNA. RefSeq names its product MFS transporter. Gene Ontology annotation, biological process: transmembrane transport. Gene Ontology annotation, cellular component: membrane. The transcript is spliced from 3 exons. The coding region runs from base 1 to 1512 and encodes 503 amino acids. The record is from RefSeq and is a predicted model, not a curated record. Gene Ontology annotation, molecular function: transmembrane transporter activity. NCBI's taxonomy places the organism in Eukaryota, Fungi, Ascomycota, Sordariomycetes, Hypocreales, Clavicipitaceae.
AUGGACGACCAAAUACACCUAGAGACGGAUGACUUUGCCGACGAACUACACCCUUUUCUCCCUGCGCCAGACGGCAAACCGAAAUCGAGACUCAUUGGCACUAAAUACCACCUUUACCUGCUCUUUUUUAUCCUGGCAGGCCUCGAUUCGACCGUCUUUGUGCUCAACCUACCACUGACUCGAGUGUACGAGAGCAUAGCAUGCUAUCAGUAUUAUUCGACACAUGAGCGAGGUCGGUUCUUGGACCCUGGGUCCAUACCAGAAGAGGUAUGCAAGAUUGCACCGGUCCAGGAAGAGUUGGCGCGGGUCAAGGGCAUCGAAUUUUUGUUCAUGAUGGCACCGGGGCUUUUCCUUGCAAUUCCAUACGGCAUAUUGGCUGACAGAUGGGGCCGGCGACCUGUUUUGAUUAUUUGCCUAUUGGGGUUGGCAUUGACUAUUCUGGGGGUGUUGAUGGUCUGCUGGUUCUGGUGGUUGGUACCAUUGAGGGCUGUAUGGCUGUGCUGGCUACUUACCAGUAUUGGAGGCGGCCCGGCGGUUCUAAACUCGACCAUCUUUACAAUGCUUGCUGAUGUGGUUAGUCCGGGCAAGAGGGCCACCACGUUCCUGGAGCUCACCGUGGCCGUGUUGAUAUCGCAGGCCAUAUCCACCCCUCUGGCGUCUGUACUCAUGGCAAAGUACGGAACGACGCUGCCGAUUGCGUUUGGGUACGGACUCGGACUCAGCGUGUGCUUCAUGUGUCCGUUUGUCCCCGAGACUCUUCAUCGGAGCACCAAGAUUGCGACUGACGAGCUGCCAUUCGGCGACGUUGAGGCGGCAUCGCCACACACGUCGUCGAAGCAGACUUGGAGGAACAAAGUCGGCCAGCUCUUUGGGUCCAAGAAUGGCGGCGUGAGCCUUGCGCUGCUUCCACCGACCAUGCUCGCCCUGUUCGUCAUCUUAUUCCUGGACAGCCUCAACGCGUCGACAAUCAACAUUUUGGUCCAAUACACAUCCAAGAAACUGUCGAUACCAAUCUCUAGCGUCGGCUCACUCGUCACCAUACGAGCAGUCAUGACCAUUGUUGUCAUUCUCUUCUUCGUGCCAUUUAUUGGAAACCGGUUGCAAAAGAAAUGGGGGUUGGACAGCCACUCUCGUGAUCUAUGGCUUGCAAGAAUCACCAUGUCUAUUUGUCCCUUUGGCUUUGUGCUUCUGGCCAUGGGUAGAUCCGUAUCCGUGAUUGCCGUUGGAAUGGUUCUAGUUGCUAUUAGUUGGGCGUGCUGCAGCAGCUUGGUGAGAAGUCUUGCGACGGCCCUGGCUUCACCAGAAAGAAUAUCCGGGCUUUACGGUGUCAUCAAUGUCUUUCAGGCUGUGGGUGCUUUGGUGGGCAAUCCGCUGCUUGCAGAGUUGCUGGCGGUAGAUGUGCGAUCGGGCAACGACUGGAUUUCGCUGCCGUUUGGCGUGGCGGGUCUGUUGAGCAUCGUGUCAUGUGGCAUCAUUUGGAUAGUGAGGUUGCCUCCGUCAACAGCCAACUAG